AUGCCAGUGUUUGCUCUAAAUGCCCAAACAACUCCUGGUCUAACGGCAAUCACACGUCCUGCUUUCUGAAGGAGAUCGAGUUUCUGUCCUGGACCGAACCGUUUGGGAUCGCUUUGGCCUUACUUGCGGUUCUUGGGGUUCUGUUAACAGCUUUCGUGUUGGGUGUUUUUGUGCAAUUCCGUGAUACUCCGAUUGUGAAGGCGUCGAACCGAGAGCUGUCGUUUCUUCUGCUUUUCUCACUCAUCUGUUGUUUCUCCAGCUCUCUUAUAUUCAUAGGCGAGCCACAGGACUGGACGUGCCGUGUACGGCAACCAGCUUUUGGAAUCAGCUUUGUGUUGUGCAUCUCUUGUAUUCUAGUUAAAACCAAUCGUGUCCUACUGGUGUUCGAAGCCAAAAUCCCCACCAGCCUCCACCGUAAAUGGUGGGGAUUGAACCUGCAGUUCUUACUGGUGUUCCUGUUCACGUUUGUGCAGGUGAUGAUCUGCGUGGUUUGGUUGUACAAUGCUCCACCAGGGAGUUACAAGAACUAUGACAUCGAUGAAAUUAUCUUUAUCACCUGCAACGAGGGCUCCAUGAUGGCGUUGGGAUUCCUCAUCGGUUAUACAUGCCUGCUGGCAGCCGUUUGUUUCUUCUUUGCAUUCAAGUCUCGGAAACUUCCCGAAAACUUCACGGAGGCCAAGUUCAUCACAUUUAGCAUGCUCAUUUUUUUCAUUGUUUGGAUCUCCUUCAUCCCCGCAUACUUCAGCACGUAUGGCAAAUUUGUCUCGGCGGUCGAGGUCAUUGCCAUUCUGGCUUCCAGCUUCAGUCUGCUAGCCUGUAUCUUUUUCAACAAGGUCUACAUCAUCCUCCUGAAACCAUCCAGGAACACGAUUGAGGAGGUUCGUUGUAGCACAGCAGCUCAUGCUUUCAAAGCAGCAGCGAAAGCAACACUGCGACACAGUUCUGCCUCCAGAAAGAGGUCAAGCAGUGUGGGUGGGUCCUCUGCCUCCUCGCCCUCUUCGUCAAUCAGCCUGAAGACCAACGGCAAUGAAAUUGAGUUCCCCUCUACGCGGAGACAUAGUCAGAAACCAAGGGUGAGCUUUGGAAGCGGAACAGUCAGUCUCUCCAUAAGCUUUGAGGAAGCUAGAAAGAACUCGGUCAAAUGAGUGCACACAAACUGGUUUCCACUGUGAUUUUGGGUUAAGGAUAUGGUCGUUUUUGUACUCAGUGGUGGUAUCACAAUAGCUGUAUCCGUCAUUUUCUCCAAAGAAACCUCCCAGUCUUCAGGCCCGGACUGAUCUCUGUCAACAAAACUUAGACCCACCAUAACUCACCGACACAAAAGAGUCAUUUGCAUACAAUCCGAUUGUGUACCACAGCAUUCUUUCAUAGACACUUUUUAUGUCACUCUGUUUUCGGCAUCUGCUGAAUGCCUUAUAUGUAACACAGAAGUGGAUAAAUAAAACAAAAAC
Molecule: messenger RNA, 1451 nt
Organism: Sinocyclocheilus rhinocerous
Lineage: Eukaryota; Metazoa; Chordata; Actinopteri; Cypriniformes; Cyprinidae
Product: extracellular calcium-sensing receptor-like
Exons: 1
Biological process (GO): detection of calcium ion; intracellular calcium ion homeostasis; G protein-coupled receptor signaling pathway
Cellular component (GO): plasma membrane
Molecular function (GO): calcium ion binding; G protein-coupled receptor activity
Source: RefSeq, a predicted model, not a curated record